Helianthus annuus (common sunflower) is the source of this 903-nucleotide messenger RNA. RefSeq lists its product as uncharacterized. The record is from RefSeq and is a predicted model, not a curated record. The transcript has 2 exons. NCBI's taxonomy places the organism in Eukaryota, Viridiplantae, Streptophyta, Magnoliopsida, Asterales, Asteraceae. The coding region runs from base 1 to 903 and encodes 300 amino acids.
AUGGCUUGGCAUUUUAAAUCGGAGAGCAAUAGUCUUUGGCAUAAAGUUAUUGUUGCGCUCCAUUCUAGUCGAGUUGGGUGGGAAGGUUUUCCGAUAAAAAAAUCGUUAAGCGGUGCGUGGAAUAACAUUGUUAAGGUCCUUAUUAACGUCAAAGUGGGUGGUAUUCAUAUUAAGAAUUUUUUUAAAGGUGUCAUUGGGAACGGUAACAACAUUUCGUUUUGGCUGGAUACUUGGAUCACCGAUGAACCUCUCAAGAAUAAAUUUCCUGAGUUGUUUCGUAUAGAGGCUGUUAAGAAAUGCACUAUUGUUAAUCGACUCACUGAUAGUAAUGAUAAAUGGAUUUGGUCUCCUCAAAAAGACGGGUCGUUUUUAGUUAAGGCGGUGGAGUCUCUUCUCAGUUCGGACAGGAAUUUGGGCUCCAAUUUUGUGCUAGAAUGGUGUGGUUGGAUUCCUGACAAGUGCAAUAUACGUAUUUGGAGAGCGGAAAUGGAAAAAAUUCCCACAAAGCUGGCGUUGAGGAAAAGAAACGUGCUAUCCGGAGAUCCGAGCUGCCCGUUAUGCUGUUCUGCAGAUGAAUCGGCUGAGCACAUUUUUACGGCCUGUUCGGUUUCGGCAGCCGUUUGGAACGGGAUCAGCAUAUGGUGCAAGAUUCCCUUUAUUUACGUGUUUUUGAUCAAGGAUCUGCUCGGUUUUCACUCUUCUGUUCCUGCAUCGGCUAAGAAAAAGGAGGCGAUUUACGGUAUAGUGAUUAUAGUGUGCUGGAGUCUUUGGCGGGCUAGAAACAGGUUGGUCUUUUCUAAUGUUCCGGUUAGGAUUGAUAGGAUUUUGAGCGAAGUGAAAGCUAUUAGUUUCCUUUGGUAUUCUAACAGAUCUACGUACAAAGGGGUUAGUUGGGAAGAAUGA